CUCAGCAGAUAAAGACACGGGCUGCUCAGCUCCACUCCACUCUGCUCUGCUGUGAGAGUGCGUGUGUGUGUUUGAUUGCAUGUGUUUGCCUGUUGGUGACCCUGCAGAACAGUGUGUCCGUGUGUUGUAAGCAGUGAGGAGGAGGACGCCGCUUUUUGACAGAUACUUUUCCUCUCCAGGUUUCAGGAUGGACACAGCAGAAUUCCGCAGGAGAGGGAAGGAGAUGGUGGACUACGUGGCUGAUUACCUGGAGAACAUUGAGUCACGGCAGGUCUACCCUGAUGUACAGCCAGGCUACUUGAGGACCCUCAUACCGGAGGACGCUCCACAGGAGCCAGAGACGUAUGAGGAUGUGGUGAAGGACAUUGAGAGGGUCAUCAUGCCAGGGGUCACUCACUGGCACAGCCCAUACUUCUUUGCCUACUUCCCCACUGCCAACUCCUUUCCUGCACUACUGGCAGACAUGCUGUCUGGAGCUAUUGGCUGCAUCGGCUUCUCAUGGGCUGCGAGUCCAGCCUGCACAGAGCUGGAGACAGUGAUGCUGGACUGGCUGGGGAAGAUGCUGAAGCUGCCUGAGGAGUUUCUAGCAGGCACAGAGGGUAAAGGAGGAGGCGUGAUUCAGGGGACCGCUAGUGAAGCGACUCUGGUGGCACUCCUAGCUGCUCGUUCCAGAAUCUUGAAGAGGAUACUAAAUGAUGAUCCUGAGAAGCAAGAAGCCGACAUCAUCUCCAGACUAGUCGCCUAUUCCUCUGAUCAGGCUCAUUCAUCAGUUGAGAGAGCAGCUCUAAUCGGAGGCGUGAAAAUGAAGAAAAUUCCCACAGACUGCAAGUUUGCUGUGCGGGGAGAGGCGUUCCAAAAAAUCCUGGAAGAGGACAAAGCAGCAGGACUCAUCCCCUUCUAUUUUUGUGCCACCUUGGGGACAACGCCAUCGUGUGCAUUCGACCGCAUCACAGAGAUUGGGCCCAUAUGUAAUGCUGAGCAGUUAUGGUUGCACAUUGACGCUGCUUACGCAGGAAGUGCGUUCAUCUGCCCAGAGUUUCGACCUCUUCUGGACGGCGUGGAGUUUGCAGACUCCUUCAACUUUAACCCUCACAAAUGGAUGCUAGUGAACUUUGACUGCUCCACAAUGUGGGUGAAGAACAGAUCGGAUAUCAUUGGGGCAUUUAAGAUGGACCCACUUUACUUGAAGCACGACCAUCAAGAAUCAGGACUCGUGACUGAUUACAGACACUGGCAGAUUCCUCUGGGUCGGAGGUUUCGCUCACUGAAGAUGUGGUUUGUGUUCCGCAUGUACGGACUCAGAGGCCUGCAGGAGCACAUCCGCAAGCAUGUAUCGUUGGCUAAGGAGUUUGAGGAUUUCGUACGAGCAGAUAAUCGAUUUCAGAUCACUGCGGAUGUGGUGCUGGGUUUAGUCUGCUUCAGACUAAAGGGCUCUAAUGAAUUGAAUGAAGCUCUGCUGAAGAAGAUUAACAGUGCUCGGACGAUUCACCUGGUGCCGUGUCAGCUGGCGGGCAGAUUCGUGCUGCGUUUUGCAGUGUGCUCCCGGACAACGGAGUCACGGCACGUGCAGGAGGCCUGGGCCCACAUCAGCAAGCUGGCCACCGAGCUGCUGCACCAGCCCUCACACUGAUCUGCACACAAUGAUCACCAUUCAGCUUCUUCAUUCAGCGGCCAUUCUGCUUAUAUAAUGAUCCAAAGAGGGGAAUUCAGUCAGUCAGUAGCUACAGUAUGGGGUGAUACAGUACAUGUCCACCUUCUGUGAUCUGAAAGCAUUUAUCAUUAACUUUCUUUACCAAAGUUUAGGCUGAAUAAAGCAGUUGUCCAGGUUUGACCACCCCACCAUAAGCCUGACAUGAUUAAGUAGAAUGACCACUGUGUGAAUAAGAUGAUAAUAAUGAUCGCACUGACCGCACUGUCUUAUACUGACCGUCCUGCUGCUGCAUUUCCAUCCACUUCUCUCCAGUGUUUGUGUAUUGUCUGUUUCUGUGUGUCUGGUGUGUGUGUGUGUGUGUCAUGUCCAGUGUGUCUUUAUGAGAUUUUUACACCUUGCAUUUACUUCCAUGUGGUCAAGAUCCAUCUUUCACCAUCUGCAUGUGUCGUCUGACUGAGUAAUCCAGUCUGGGCUUAUCUAUGUAAAAACACAGGUGUUUUAAAAUAUUCUAUUCCUAUCAUUUAAAUUUGUCCAGUAAGUGUAAACACAUCUGGUGUACUUCUUUUUAGAUUACAAUCCAGAUACUAGAUAUAUUAAACAAGACAAAAGGAAAUAAGUGACAACCAUAUUUACCAUACUUGUGCUGGGCACAUAUGGACUAAGGCGUUCACCUUCAACACAUCCAUGCAAUAAAAACACACAUAAACACUGCAGUGGGCAGCCAUCUCUACAGCACCCAUGGAGCAAUGAGGAAACCCAGGUAUUGCCAACAACAACACUGUCAUUAAUAACCCUGUGCUAUAACCCUUAAGCCACUAUUGCCCCAUCUGACCUAAACAGAUGCUAGUGGGGUCAGUGUGCACCCCGGGCAUGUUUACAUCAGGCUUUUCAGUAAAAUCUAAUUGUAAUCCAACUCAUGAAAAUUCACGUAAAUGCAAGGUGCAAACAACUUCUGUGUUGUCAAAGUAGAUGUUGGUCUUUUUGGAACGUGUGACCAUCCAAAACCGUCUAUGUUUAGUCCCAUGAAAAUAUGUGUGCUUGAAUGUAAGUCUGUAUUCACUGUUGAGCGACAUAUAAGUAUAUUUCACAGAUAUAAAAGGCGCGUGUGUGUGUGUGUGUGUGUGUAUGUUUGUGUACUAUUGUUAAUGAAAUACAAAAGAUGUACAGAAGGUUUAUUAAAUAUUAAGGCCUACAUCAUUACUCCCACUGCAGCAUAAAGUACUGGAGCCUGAGUUUUUCUGCUUGCUUAUGAUUUACAGCUUACUAACAUAACGUUUUAAACGAAUCCGGGUUAGUGAAGCUUUGGCUUUGCUGAAUAAAAAAGUACUAAGUGCCA
Astyanax mexicanus (Mexican tetra) is the source of this 2987-nucleotide messenger RNA. It is a transcript of the gene ddc, whose product is annotated as dopa decarboxylase. Gene Ontology annotation, molecular function: aromatic-L-amino-acid decarboxylase activity; pyridoxal phosphate binding. The record is from RefSeq and is a predicted model, not a curated record. The coding region runs from base 188 to 1630 and encodes 480 amino acids. The transcript has 14 exons. Gene Ontology annotation, biological process: amino acid metabolic process; serotonin biosynthetic process; catecholamine metabolic process. NCBI's taxonomy places the organism in Eukaryota, Metazoa, Chordata, Actinopteri, Characiformes, Acestrorhamphidae.